Molecule: messenger RNA, 2395 nt
Organism: Salarias fasciatus (jewelled blenny)
Lineage: Eukaryota; Metazoa; Chordata; Actinopteri; Blenniiformes; Blenniidae
Product: erythroferrone
Exons: 8
Coding region: 428-1354 (308 amino acids)
Molecular function (GO): hormone activity
Source: RefSeq, a predicted model, not a curated record
UCAGGGAGGAGGAUCAGCUCGCCGGAGGAACCGCCGCUCGCUGUCACUCAUCUGCCGCCCGAGCCAGGGAGAAAACUGGCAGGAGAUCCAGACCUGGAAAAAAGUAGUAGUAGUGGUAGUAGGAGGAGGACGAGGAGGGGGAGGUGGAGGGGGAGGCGGUGAACCACCCACUGAGGAAAAGUUUCCUCAGAAGCUGACUGGGAGCCUCCACGUUAUUUAUGUGACAGAAGCUUUGACUCAGUGGAAAAUGAAGUGAAGGGAGACAGAGGAGACACAAGACAAGACAGAGAGGACAGAAAACACACACUCAGAAGAUAUUAUCUGAUCAAGAGGAGCUGACCCACAGAGGUGCAUCAUGGGAACUCCCUAGGGUCUGCAAAGACCUGGAAAUCUUCGUCCUCCGGUUCCACCUCCAGCACACCCAGCAAUGCCGGCCCCGUCUCCCUGGAGACGGAGCUCUCCCGGCGGGACAGGCGGGCUGCCGCUGCUCCCCGUCCUGCUGGGGUUCAUGGUGAUGAUGACGAUGGUGAUGGUGAUGGAUGCAGCCAAUGUGGACGAUGUGGACAGUGAAGAGAGUCGGGAGAUGAUGGACGAGGACGAAUCCAUCAGCACAGAGAUUCUGGACCCGCCGUCCUCUGACCUUUCCAGAGUGUCUCCUCUCAGCUCCUGGCUCAUCUUCAGGAGAAACUCUAACAAAGGGGACAACCGCCGGAGCAAAGGGACCCGCAGAAGCUCCAAGCACGGUCUGCCGGGCCCUCCAGGCCCUCCUGGCCCCCAGGGGCCCCCGGGGCCCCCUGCCCCCCUCUUGCCCCAACAGCAGGGGCUGAUCCAGGAGCUGCAGCUCAAGCUCAGAGACAUGGCGGGCGGCGUGUGCCUGCAGUGCGACCACCCUCCUCGCGUCUCCACCUCCUUCCUCAGUCGCCUCCUGCAGGCCGUCAGCAUCCCUCGCCGCAGUCUGCUGGAGCUGCAGCCGUUCAGCAAGCCCUCAGACUCUGAGCGGAGCCUCCAGAGGGGUCACAGCUUCAACAGCAGCACGGGCCGAUACACGGCGCCCGUGUCCGGCUUCUACCAGCUCACCGCCAGCCUGCUGAUCGAGUCUGGGGACAGAGUGCAGGUCCGACUCCGAGACAGUGUGAGAGCAGCCAUCUGCAUCGAGUCGCUCUGCCAGAGUAACCUGUCUGUGGAGUCCGUUAUGGGUGUGGCAGCAGCUGGAGGAACAUUCAGCAUCUUACUGACAGGAACACUUUACCUGCAGGUUGGGGAAUAUGUGUCUGUGUUUGUGGAUAAUGCCACCGGCUCCGCCAUCAGCGUCCUUCCAGACUCUCUGUUCUCUGGAAUCCUUCUGGGGAUCUGAUCUCGUCCUGACCUGUCCUGCUGGGAUUCCUUUCCAACACUGAACAGCUGCUCAAAAUCACAAGACGCUUCAAACUGUUGACCGAUGAGGGUCUGAGACCUCAGCAGCCAGGAUCAAUACACACCUGACAGACAUCAUGGACCACAGCCUGGGACUGAAGGAAGUCGGGUCUGAGUGCAUGAGCAGCGCCGUGACCUGUAAAGACAUUCAGUUCACGGCAUGAGUGCUGUUGAAACGUGUCGAGAUGGAAGGACAGAUCCGUUUUAUUGCAUUUAUUUCCUCAGUCUGUCUGCUUUUGCUCUAUUAAAGUCUUCAUUGUCUCAACUGUGUGAAACAUAAUUCCAUAUCUAAGAGAUUUUUUAUUUCAAACUGACACUCAGCGUGAUCAACAUUGUUCUUCAAGUUUGCACAAGGUUGACUUUGUGGUGAAGGUGCAGUGUGUGAGACGUCAGCAGUGUGUACACUGGGGGGCGGUAGUGAGUCUGUCGGCAUUCAGGUGGUUUUGUUUCUUUUUGUUCUUGCUGCUUCUUUUGCUCAUUGACUCAAUUCACCACCUUGUGGCUCAGAGCGGUAUUACAAGUCUGAAGUGACUGGAUCGCUGGAUACCUUGUAUUUAUCAUGAGUGCUGUUUUUGAGUAAAACUAUCGGUACAACAUACUGUACCUUUAACCUCAUGUAUUUGUCAGCAAAUAGCACGAGAGAUAUUCGCUGAGAAUAUUCUGAGCACGUGAUCAUUCUUACAUCGUCGUUCUCAGCUUGGAUUCAACUUGAUGCCGUUCCUACGUCAAUGAGCGCCUCAAAUAUGAAACCUAAAAUAUCCAGAAAGUCCCGCGGCCUUCAUGAAAUGUACAUGCAUGUGUAUUUAAUUUAUCCAAGUAGAUUUUUGCUCCAGUAAUUUCAAAUAUUCCCAUAAUGUUGUAACAAAAACUCUCACCUCCAGGAGAGUAUCUUCUGUUUGAAUCUGGGAUCAGAGGAACUUUCUCUGUCUAGUCUGUGUGUGUUUUUUCUGUGUUUUCUCAUAAUCUAAAGAUAUUUGUGUCA